Closterium sp. Naga37s-1 is the source of this 990-nucleotide messenger RNA. The record is from the annotation of a GenBank genome assembly. NCBI's taxonomy places the organism in Eukaryota, Viridiplantae, Streptophyta, Zygnematophyceae, Desmidiales, Closteriaceae.
AUGCCGGCUCUCCAUCGGCCUCGUCCUUCUAUCGCCGCGUCGCCUUCACUGGGCUCCCGUGUGCCUCUACACCCUCGCACGCGGCAUGUCGCAGCACGCGUCCACUCCGGCGGAGGGGCAGCGGACGCCGCGCCAGGCGCUGCGCAGUCAGAGGUGGUGGCGUUCGACGCGCCGAAGAGCAUUCCGGGGAUGAUGGAGCUGCGCCAGCUGCUGACCCACGACCCCGUCGGCGGGUGGGACAAGGCGUGGCAAGCGAGCACGACGCCGUGGGACCUGGGCGGCGUGACGCCGGCUGUAGCGGCGCUCGUGGCGGCACAAGAGGGGUCGCCGCUGCACCUGCCGCCCUCCAUCCGCCGCGUGCUCGUCCCCGGCUGUAGCACCGGCUAUGACGUGGAGGUGUUGGCAUCGGAUGGCAGGGAGGCGACGGCCCUUGACAUCUCGCCUGCCGCUGUGGUGCAUGCUGAGAAGAGAAGGUGGGCGUGCGUGGCAUGGGUGCGGCACCAACGCCCGCCCCUCGCGUUGCUUGAUGAGCACAACUCGCACAAGCGGGUGGACAGUGCCUGUGCAGCCAGCACUACACCCAUUCGCCCUUCCCUUCUUCACCCAUCCCUCUGCUCACACCCCUGCCCUCCCACUCUUUUCCACUCCUCCCCUGUUGCCCAAUUGCCCACAUGCCCCAUCGCCCCUGCCAUGCCCCUCACACCCUCAUGCCCCCGCGCACCAUCCCUCCAUGUCCCCCACGCACCAUCCCUCAUGCACCGUCCCUCCAUGUCCCUCCACGGGUCUCACCGCGUGCAGGUCCUUCUGUGCGCUGGCGCCAUCGCUGAGGGGCAAGAUAGCAGAGCUGCUCGCAUCACUCUCAUGUUCCCCAUCGAUGGACACGAGGGCGGCCCACCCUAUGCCGUCUCCAAGGACAGUGCUUGCCAUUUGUUUAUCCUCUGCCAGUGGCAGGGAGCAGCUGGCCAAGUGGGUGCAGCAUCCAAGGUGUGA